ACCUCUGAUGGCCAGUGGUUCAGGCCUGCUGUGGGUCUGGACCUGUGUGGUGGCGCUGACGCCGGUGAUGACUUGUCCCUUAAGCUGCCACUGUAUUGAAAAGAAUGGCAUGAAGAUGGUUCAGUGUAUGUCGCGCAAUUUGGAGGCGAUCCCGCCAGACCUCCCGAGGGAUACCGCUGUGCUGCUUUUGGCAUUCAACCACAUUACUCACAUCCCCAGGCACGCCUUCCGAGACCUCAACUACCUGCAGGAGUUGGACCUGUCAAACAACGACAUCGAGACGGUUGACGUCGGAGCGUUCCAGGGUCUGUCCGAGAGUCUGCUGGUUCUCAAUCUUGCUAACAAUCGCAUCGAGAGCGUCCCCAAGGAGGCUUUCACCCGCCUCCGGGCCAGAAUCAGCCUCUCGCACAACCCGUGGCACUGCGAGUGCACCCUGCAGGAGGUCCUGAGGGAGCUGAGGUUGGACCCCGAGACGGUGAACCAGGUGAUCUGCCACAGCGCCGUGCAGGAGGAAUACGCCGGGAAGCCUCUCAUCCAGGUUCUGGACUCAGGGAUCAAUUUUUGCAACUUUCACCACAAAACCACCGACGUGGCCAUGUUUGUCACCAUGUUCGGCUGGUUCACCAUGGUGAUCGCCUACGUCAUCUACUACGUCCGACACAAUCAGGAGGACGCCAGGAGGCACCUGGAGUACCUCAAGUCACUGCCCAGCAGCUCUCAGAUCGGCAAGGACUUGGACACCAUCAGCACCGUUCUCUAGCAAAUGUACGCCACUUUUCUGUCAGUCUUUCGGAAGCGGGCAGGAAAACCAGCAGUGCAUCAUGCGACUCUCUGGAUGCCAUGAUGAACAGAGCAUCCAGUGAUGAAUGUUGGGGUCGAUGAUUGAGUUUGGACUGAGACGAAUGAGGAGGGUGGUUCCGUCGACUUCCACUUACUGAUUUAUGUUCUUCAAGUCUCGUAGUCAAGGUGACGCCACAUAAAGAAGUUUACCUCAAGUUGACCCUGAAGACAGGCUGAUGGCGUCGGAGCGUUGUGGUCCCAUUUUUCAUGCUUUAAUGUGUUCAUCAAUCACGUUUCCCUUUUCCUUGACUCUGUAAAUUGUGGAUUUUUGUCUGUGCUAUGUAAAAUUGUGCCGCAGAUCUUUGCAGGGCACGUGAGGCGAUGGAUGAGAUGACAUCAGUGCACCCUUAGGUAAUGGCUCAGUGACAUAGCGUCAGUUCAUAUACUCUUGCCCUGAGGUCUUUUGUUUUUCGGCAUUUUGCGUAAGAAUUAUUUCAGCCCGACGACAGAAAUAUUUUAAAGUCUUGUAGGGAAGGAAGGGAUGGGCUGGUGAGGCUUCAUGAAACAGGGGCCUCUUUUCACAGCUCAGAAGGUGGCGCUCUUGUCUUUAAAAUGAUGUGAGGUUUCAACUGAAAUAGUUAUGA
Molecule: messenger RNA, 1424 nt
Organism: Synchiropus splendidus (mandarinfish)
Lineage: Eukaryota; Metazoa; Chordata; Actinopteri; Syngnathiformes; Callionymidae
Product: leucine-rich repeat-containing protein 3-like
Exons: 1
Coding region: 8-760 (250 amino acids)
Cellular component (GO): extracellular matrix
Molecular function (GO): protein binding
Source: RefSeq, a predicted model, not a curated record